AUGGUCAGGUUCAUUGCCGCCUCUUUCACCUUGGUGAUCCUUACCUUCACUGCUGUCAAGGCCCAGAGUACCAUCGUCAUCUCGGAGUACCCUCCAAUCAACGCUAUUCCUCCUACUAACUCCCCUGAGGUCCAGGCAUGGCUCAAGGAGAUUGGUGACCUCUCUGGCGCACCCAACAUCCCUCUUCCCAACCCCACUGCCCAGCCCCCACCAUGCGCCAAGAAACCUCUCCCCAAUGAGUGCCACUGGACCUGUGAUGGCUGCUCGUCUGACGAUAUCACCGCUUGCGCUGCCCCCAACACCUGGGGCUUGACCUUCGAUGAUGGUCCUUCGACUGCCACACCCGCCCUUCUCGAUUUCCUCAAGAAGGACAAACUCUCUGCUACCUUCUUCUUGAUCGGCUCGAACGUCAUUCAGUAUCCCGCCACUGUCAAGCGCGAGCUUGCUGAGGGCCACCACUUGGCUUCUCACACCUGGUCUCACCACGCCUUGACUACUCUGACCAACGAGCAGAUCGUUGCCGAGAUGAAGUGGACCGAGAAGGCUGUCUUGGCCGCCACUGGCCUGAAGCUCAAGUACAUGCGUCCCCCA
This is a messenger RNA of Gamsiella multidivaricata, 591 nucleotides long. RefSeq names its product putative chitin deacetylase. Gene Ontology annotation, biological process: carbohydrate metabolic process. The transcript is spliced from 2 exons. The record is from RefSeq and is a predicted model, not a curated record. NCBI's taxonomy places the organism in Eukaryota, Fungi, Mortierellomycota, Mortierellomycetes, Mortierellales, Mortierellaceae. Gene Ontology annotation, cellular component: membrane. The annotation marks the transcript as partial. Gene Ontology annotation, molecular function: chitin deacetylase activity.